AUGGAUCCUUCUUCAGGACCUGAGGCUCGGGAGACUCCAGAGGGCCCUCAUUCCCAGCCCCAACCUCGGCCUCCUGUGUGUCUCCUUGUACUGGGGAUGGCUGGGUCUGGGAAAACGACCUUUGUACAGAGGCUCACGGGAUACCUUCACGGCCUGGGCUCGCCGCCCUACGUGAUCAACCUGGACCCCGCCGUGCACGAGGUCCCCUUUCCAGCCAACAUUGAUAUUCGGGACACAGUGAAGUAUAAGGAAGUCAUGAAACAAUAUGGACUUGGACCCAAUGGUGGCAUAGUGACCUCCCUUAAUCUCUUUGCUACCAGAUUUGAUCAGGUCAUGAAGUUUAUUGAGAAGUCUCAGAACAUGUCACAGUAUGUCUUGAUAGAUACACCUGGACAGAUUGAGGUCUUCACUUGGUCAGCUUCUGGUACAAUUAUUACCGAAGCCUUGGCAUCCUCCUUUCCAACAAUUGUCAUUUAUGUGAUGGAUACAUCUAGAAGCACCAAUCCUGUUACCUUCAUGUCCAACAUGCUGUAUGCAUGCAGUAUCCUGUAUAAAACUAAAUUGCCUUUCAUUGUGGUCAUGAAUAAGACUGACAUCAUUGAUCAUAGCUUUGCAGUGGAAUGGAUGCAGGAUUUUGAGACUUUCCAAGAUGCCUUAAAUCAAGAAACUACAUACGUCAGUAAUCUGACUCGUUCUAUGAGUCUGGUAUUGGAUGAGUUUUACAGUUCACUCAGAGUGGUGGGGGUAUCUGCUGUCUUGGGCACAGGCUUAGAAGAACUCUUUGUGCAAGUCACCAGUGCCACAGAAGAAUAUGAAAGGGAGUAUCGCCCUGAAUAUGAGCGUCUGAAGAAAACACUGGCCCAUGCACAGAGCCAGCAUCAAAAAGAGCAACUAGACCGUCUUCGAAAGGACAUGGGGCCUGUGGCCUUGGAUCCUGCAGCUGCCACAGACAGUUCAGCUUCUGCAGUGACGCCUUCUGAUCUGAUUCUUACACGAGGUACAGCAGAUGAGGAAGAAGAGGAUGAAGAAGAUAGUGAUACAGAUGAUAUUGACCAUAAAGUUACAGAAGAAAGCCAUGAAGAACCAGCUUUCAAGAAUUUUAUGCAGGAAUCGGUGACAUGGUACAGGAACAGAAGCAAUGAAUAAAUAAGUAAACAGGAGGAGAGAGAUAUUAGGGGACUGUACUUGGGUUAUUUAAAAUCCUGAGUCCCAGAGUUCUGCAUGAAGGAGCUGCUGUUGUCUUCUACUGGUUUUGACCUUAAAGAUGAGACCUUUUGGUCUUAAUGUUAGGGAGAUUUGGUGAUCAGGCAAAUGUGUUCUUACUCCUGGAACCUAGAAGAGAAAAACUGGAUUCCUUUUCACCUUUCCAAAGCCCUCUGGAUAGAAAGCUUAUAAUGUUGCAGCCCUGAGACUUUGUUAUCUUUUUGUCAUGUUAAAGUCAAGUAUCUGCUGCUAUUGAGUAGAAAUUGAGAGCUGGAACUCAAUGAUCCUUUGCAUCUCCUUUGGGAGGCUGGUUCUACAGCCUAUACUUCUCCCUUUCUUGUCUAUGCCCUUGAACUGCAUGAACCCCUUUCUCUGUGUGACAAACAGAGCUGAGGGUGAUUCCUCAUGAGCCAGGAAUGGCAACAUCUUCUCUGGUCAGUGUCAGUGCUAGAACCUGUCUAGUAUUAUGUUGUUUAUAGGACCUCAAGCCUGUUGGAGGAAAAUAUGAAUGCUCUGCUUUGUGUUGGAAUGUCGAUAAAUAAUUUAUUUAA
This is a messenger RNA of Gracilinanus agilis (Agile Gracile Mouse Opossum), 1754 nucleotides long. RefSeq names its product GPN-loop GTPase 1 (gene GPN1). The transcript is spliced from 14 exons. The record is from RefSeq and is a predicted model, not a curated record. Lineage: Eukaryota; Metazoa; Chordata; Mammalia; Didelphimorphia; Didelphidae. Gene Ontology annotation, molecular function: ATP hydrolysis activity; GTPase activity. Bases 1 to 1146 code for a protein of 381 amino acids.